AUGACGAGCAGUAGGCAAAAGAAAAUAUUCAUUGAGAAAAAAGUUGCACCUGUGCUUCAGAUUGUGCUUGCCAUCCAAUCUGCUAAACCGUUGCUGCGUGCAAGUGAUGCUGACAAAGUCGACGCGUUUGCAUCAUUAACCUCGCUUCUUCAAGACCCAGAACUAAACGGUCACAAAGACGUCCAAGACGCCAUAAAACAACUUACUAGUUUGCUCAAUACUGGUCUAGCGGUUAUUGAAGAAAAAGAAUUGGAA
Paramuricea clavata is the source of this 255-nucleotide messenger RNA. The record is from the annotation of a GenBank genome assembly. Lineage: Eukaryota; Metazoa; Cnidaria; Anthozoa; Malacalcyonacea; Plexauridae.